AUGCCAUCAAGGAGCGCGCCGCCUGCUGCCACUCCCACUGCGCCCGUCGCAAACAGUCCCCAGAAAUACUGUCACCUCAUGAAGACACAGGACACCACCAUCCUUCUCACGCUCACCUCUUCCCAGAGGAGCCUGGCAGCAGUCAGCAGGCAAGGUAGAGUGCCACUUUGCAGGGUCCCGGGCAGCCGAGGUCCGGGCCAGGCCUCCAUGCAGCAGGGAGCGUGGUCCUGCUGGGCGGGGUGGCGUCCGCAGUGCGCACGCGUGACUCUCACACGGGCCGUGAGCCGGAGGCGUGGGAGGAGUGGCUGCAGCCGGCACCUGCAUGGUCUCGCCGUGUGCAAGCGUUGCACGGGGCCAUCCGGCUCCAGUCCGACCAGUUCUGUGCAGAGGAGACAGCUGCCCAGGGUUGGGGGCCUGGCAGAGGAGGGUGAACUCACUGAGGUCACACACCUGUCCGUGGGUGGUGCCCAGAUCUUUGCAGAGGACUUGCAAGUCCCUAAGACCUUCAGCAUCAUCUUUGGUAUUUCAGGACUCCUCAACCACUUGGCCCCUAAGUCUACAGUAAAAUAA
This is a messenger RNA of Neogale vison (American mink), 570 nucleotides long. Its product is annotated as uridine diphosphate glucose pyrophosphatase NUDT14-like. The record is from RefSeq and is a predicted model, not a curated record. The transcript has a single exon. The coding region runs from base 1 to 570 and encodes 189 amino acids. NCBI's taxonomy places the organism in Eukaryota, Metazoa, Chordata, Mammalia, Carnivora, Mustelidae.